Messenger RNA from Paramuricea clavata, 1656 nucleotides. The record is from the annotation of a GenBank genome assembly. Lineage: Eukaryota; Metazoa; Cnidaria; Anthozoa; Malacalcyonacea; Plexauridae.
AUGUUUGCACGAAGAAAAUCUAAAGUAGAUUGGAAAUUAGUCGACGGUGCGUUUACUAAACAGAGACGAUUGCAUUUGGUCAAAGACAGAGAUGGGUUAGAUCAUUGUCCAGUAACGGGCUGCGAGCAUCCAGGAUUUCCAAGUCAAAGAGGUUGUCGUAAACAUGUAAAAAUAAAACAUGGUUGGUAUUACUAUUUCGACGAGAAGCCCAAUGUAUCGAUGGACCUUUUCGACACUUCGCCGUCUGCUGCGAAUGGAACUAACGAAAAAGCUUCCAGAACAGUUCCUGGCUGCUCUACAGAUAAUGAAUUCGCUCGUUCGUUUUCGCAGUGGCUUCAAAGCAGCUGUGGCGGGGGCAAGUCUCCUAAACAAUCGGACAUUUCAGUCACGAGAGCUUUAAAGUUCGUAAAGUUUUGCUGCGACGAGAGUGGCGACGCCGAGGAAGAUGUCCUAACUUCCCCUAAUUUAAUCGACUACGCCUUGGGAUCUCCAAAACUGUUGACAAAAUUCGUGGACAGUCUAAAAGAAAAGUGGGGUCUUGGACAAUCAGCACAAAUAUCCUAUGUCACAAGCAUUUCAGAUUUACUAGAUUUUCGCAAAUUUAACCGUCCCCCUGCAUCAGUGCUUCAAAAUUUUGCCGUUACUGAGGUUUAUGUGAAGAGAGCGCGAAAGUGCUUAGGGAAGAGCAUGAGAUCAAAUUGGACAACCGAAUUAGACAUAGAAACCCUCGAAUCGCGCAGAAGUUGGGCUACUCUUUCCGAAGUUCAAUCUGUAAUACCAUUUCACGUAGAACGUUAUGAAUCCGUGUUGGAAAAGUGUAUGGCAUGUUCUUCUUCAGUCAAAACUGGUGACGUCACGUUUGCCACCCGAUUCGUAGCCGCUUACAUGUUCCUGAAAGUAAAAGGCUGUCGUCCUAUGACAUACCAGCAUCUGACCUUGCGAAUGUUUGAAAGUGCAAAGAGAAACGAAGGAAUGGUUGAUCAGACAAUUUUCAAGACAGCUAAAAAAUACGGGUUUGAUAGUGUGUACUUUGACGAAUGCAGCAUGGAGAUAUUGGGAAAAUAUAUAACGUACAUCAGACCCCUUCUCACACCCACUUGCGAGUAUGUGUUGGUAAAUCGAAAUGGUAAAUAGUUUCAAAAACUUACAGAUCUUUUCAGCGUGCUGGUGUUCGAAGCCAUCGGAAAGUACAUUCAUCCGACUAGGUACAGACAAAUCAUCGAGACGGAAAGUUCCCAGGUUCUGCUACCAAACGAACAAAAAUGGAUAUCUGAAGACCAGAAGCACAGCUCUAACGUUGCCCGUGUACAUUACCAAAAGAAACGUUCUCGAGAAGUAGCAAUAAGAGGACGCUUGUGCAUGCAAAAAUUAGUUGACAAAAGUAAGAAUUUGGAGACUGAAUCCGAGUCGGUAGAGCAGUCAUCACCUGGACAAGAAGAUCUUUGCAAAGACACUCCAACCACUUCGAGUUAUGAAUUAACGAAACGGCGUUCAGGUAUUCGCUUUACACACGAGGAGGACAAUUACAUUAGAUUAGGCGUUGAACAAUUUGGUCUACGUUGGUCCAUGAUAUUGCGUCAUCCAGAAUUUAAUUUCAAUGGAUGUCGUGUUCCAAAUACUUUAAGAAAGAGGGCUGAAGUCUUAAAAUUAGUGUGA